GUGCCCAAGCUGCUUGCAAAGGAAGCUUGGGAGUUUCGGAGCCCACGCUACGGGACUCGGGAGGUGCACAAACGCUCAGGUCUUCCGUAGUGCUCGGGCUUCACCUCUACAGCAGCCAGCACCUUUCCUGGGGUCCGACCUGCCUCAUUCCGAGGCCUUUGGCUCCUGUCCCAGAAAGCCGGCGUCCUGCUGCGGCAUGCCCCAGCUCAGACUCCUGCCCAGGAGGGCCUGGGCUGCCUUGCUCAGCCAGCUCCUGCGACCUCCCUGUGCUUCUUCCUCGGGGGCGGUCCACUGUCAUAGCCAGGGUCAAGAGUCUUUGCAGUUUGGUGAUCCAGAGAGUCAGAGAUGUCACAGGCAUUGCCAGUGUCCAGAGGAGCCACAUCUCCCAUUCCUUUUUCUGUCAGGUUGCAAAGGCAGUGUUAACAUCCCAAUUGAAACCACAUCAAGACAAACCAAAUUUUAUUAUCAAGACUCCAAAGGGCACCAGGGAUCUUAGUCCCCAGCAGAUGGUUGUGAGGGAGAAAAUUCUUGAUUUGGUUGUUAGCUGCUUUAAACGUCAUGGAGCAAAGGGAUUGGAUACCCCAGCAUUUGAGCUAAAGGAAGUGCUCACUGAGAAGUAUGGAGAGGACUCUGGGCUUAUUUAUGAUCUGAAGGAUCAAGGUGGAGAGCUGUUGUCCCUUCGCUAUGACCUUACUGUCCCUUUUGCUCGUUAUCUGGCCAUGAAUAAAGUGAAGAGGAUGAAACGCUAUCAUGUUGGAAAGGUGUGGCGGAGGGAGAGCCCAACCAUGGUCCAAGGCCGCUACAGGGAAUUCUGCCAGUGUGAUUUUGACAUAGCUGGUCAGUUUGACCCCAUGAUCCCUGAUGCAGAAUGUUUGAAGAUCAUGUGUGAAAUCCUAAAUGGUCUGCAGCUGGGGGACUUUCUCAUUAAGGUCAAUGACCGGCGGAUUAUGGAUGGAAUGUUUGCUGUCUGUGGUGUUCCUGAAAGCAAGUUCCGUGCUGUCGGCUCCUCAAUAGACAAACUAGACAAGAUGUCUUGGAAAGAUGUGAGACAUGAGAUGGUGGCAAAGAAAGGCCUGGCUCCUGAGGUGGCUGAUCAAAUUGGGGAUUAUGUCCAAUGUCAUGGUGGGGUGACCCUGGUAGAGCAAAUGUUCCAGGAUCCCAGACUAUCCCAGAACAAGCAGGCCCUGGAGGGUCUGGAGGACCUGAAGCUGCUGUUUGAAUACCUGACUUUAUUUGGAAUCUCUGAAAAGAUCUCCUUUGACUUAAGCCUGGCUCGGGGCCUGGACUACUAUACAGGAGUGAUCUAUGAAGCAAUACUGCUGCAGUCCCCAGCUCAGGCUGGGGAGGAGCCCCUGAGUGUGGGCAGUGUGGCUGCUGGUGGGCGCUAUGACGGGCUGGUGGGCAUGUUUGACCCCAACGGCCACAGUGUGCCAUGUGUGGGGCUCAGCAUUGGGGUAGAGCGAAUAUUCUCCAUUGUGGAGCAGAGGAUGAAGACUUUAGGUGAGAGGGUACGGACCACAGAGACCCAAGUGUUUGUGGCCACACCACAGAAGAACUUUCUACAAGAACGGUUGAAGCUAAUUGCAGAGCUUUGGGAUGCUGGGAUCAAGGCAGAGAUGCUAUACAAGAACAACCCUAAAUUAUUAACCCAACUGCACUAUUGUGAGAACAUGGGCAUUCCCCUGGUGGUCAUUAUUGGUGAGCAAGAACUGAAAGAAGGGGUUAUCAAGCUCCGUUCAGUGGCCAGCAGAGAGGAGGUGGCCAUUAAACGUGAAAAUCUUGUGGCUGAAGUUCAGAAGCGACUAUCUAAGUCUUGAUCCUUGCCUGAUUGCCUCUGUUGCUCUUUGUAGAAAAGGUUUCCUCUAGAGCUGAGUUUCUGAUGGACUUUACAGCAGCUGGCCAGGAUGGGUGACAAGGAUCUUCUGCCUCCUCCAUCCUUCCUGGGUACAGAACUAUACAAGGCCCUGAAGAUUCCUGAGCUAGUGCAAGCAGCUAUUCUGCAUGGAUGCAGAUGGCUGAUAUGUGAAAGAGACACGCUAUAGCUGCAGAGGCAAAUUUGAAGUGCCACUGAAUGCUGUCAGGAGGUGCUGAGAUGGUUGCUAUGAGCAAGGCUCUGGGAGACUCACCUCAGGCUGACGAUUCUGAACCGUUGUGAUCAGAAGCCAGAACUUAGUCUUCUGCUGCAGCUUCACAACCAGAUUGUGGAGAAUUUGUCCACAACCAGCCCUUGGCCUAUCCAGGGAGUUUUGGGAAGGCAACAGGGAGGGGCAACGGCUGCUUUCUGCUUUGUUUGAGGACAGAGAUGCUAUCCCAAGGGCAUGGCAGUACCCAUAUUGAUUUGGCAUCUCUCCAGGGCCAUCCACAGCUAACAGAUAGCAGGGUGGAGCUAUCUGUUUAAUAAUCUUGAACAUUGAACUUAACAGGUGACUUGACAAGGCAGAGAUAUGAUCUUUUGAGAUUUUGGAGACCAUUUCCUGUGCCAGAAUCACAGCUCCGACUAUUCCAUGCCAUGGAGACUGUUCUAGAAGUGGUUGGAUAAUAUGUUAAAUAAAAUAUCAAGUGUA
Lemur catta (Ring-tailed lemur) is the source of this 2564-nucleotide messenger RNA. It is a transcript of the gene HARS2, whose product is annotated as histidyl-tRNA synthetase 2, mitochondrial. The record is from RefSeq and is a predicted model, not a curated record. The transcript has 13 exons. Bases 507 to 1817 code for a protein of 436 amino acids. Gene Ontology annotation, biological process: histidyl-tRNA aminoacylation. Gene Ontology annotation, cellular component: cytoplasm; mitochondrion. NCBI's taxonomy places the organism in Eukaryota, Metazoa, Chordata, Mammalia, Primates, Lemuridae. Gene Ontology annotation, molecular function: histidine-tRNA ligase activity; ATP binding; identical protein binding.